GGAUGAAUAAAAUAAGUAAUGUAAACAGCAGUAAUUACCAGGAAGCUCUACAUUUGUUUUAAAAUUACACUAAGAUUGUUAAAACUGGCCUAAGGUUAUUGAGAGAUCUGAUUUGGGAUUUACUCUCGCAGCAAGGUUGUUUUAUCAUGUGGUUUCAUUCGGGUCUCUAUUUUAAAAUAACACUGUAUUUGGCAGGAGAAAGACCAGACUCAGAGGAACCAGAGCCAGGGACGUCCAAACCAGCAAGGCGACACAGGUGCUCCCACUGUGGAAAGAGUUGUAACCAGAAAGCACACCUGAAAGCUCAUGAGAGAAUACACACAGGGGAGAAGCCUUACCACUGCUCCCAGUGUGGAAAGCGUUUCAACCAAAAAGCAACCCUGAAACAACACGAGAGAAUACACACAGGAGAUAAGCCUUAUCACUGCUCCCAGUGUGGAAAGAGUUUUAACAAUUUAGGGAACCUGAAACAACAUGAGAGAAUACACACAGGGGAGAAGCCUUACCACUGCUCCCAGUGUGGAAAGUGUUUCAACCAGUCAAGGGAGCUGAAACAACACGAGAGAAUACACACAGGGGAGAAGCCUUACCACUGCUCCCAGUGUGGAAAGUGUUUCAACCAGUCAAGGGAGCUGAAACAACACGAGGGAAUUCACACAGGGGAAAAGCCUUACCACUGCUCCCAGUGUGGAAAGAGUUUUAACCAUUUAGGGAACUUGAAACAACAUGAGAGAAUACACACAGGGGAGAAGCCUUACCACUGCUCCCAGUGUGGACAGCGUUUCAACCAAAAAGCAACCCUGAAACAACACGAGAGAAUACACACAGGAGAGAAGCCUUAUCACUGCUCCCAGUGUGGAAAGAGUUUUAACAAUUUAGGGAACCUGAAACAACAUGAGAGAAUACACACAGGGGAGAAGGCUUACCACUGCUCCCAGUGUGGAAAGUGUUUCAACCAGUCAAGGGAGCUGAACCAACACGAGAGAAUACACACAGAGGAGAAGCCUUACCACUGCUCCCAGUGUGGAAAGUGUUUCAACCAGUCAAGGGAGCUGAAACAACACGAGAGAAUACACACAGGGGAAAAGCCUUACCACUGCUCCCAGUGUGGAAAGAGUUUUAACAAUUUAGGGAACCUGAAACAACAUGAGAGAAUACACUCAGGGGAGAAGCCUUAUCACUGCUCCCAGUGUGGAAAGAGUUUUAACAAUUUAGGGCACCUGAAACAACAUGAGAGAAUACACACAGGGGAGAAGCCUUACCACUGCUCCCAGUGUGGAAAGUGUUUUAACCAGAAAGGACACCUGAACCAACGGCACGAGAGAAUACACACGGGAGAGAAGCCUUACCACUGCUCCCAAUGUGGAAAGUGUUUCAACCAGUCGGGGGAGCUGAAACUACACGAGAGAAUACACACAGGAGAGAAGCCGUACCACUGCUCCCAAUGUGGAAAGUGUUUCAACCGGUCGGGGGAGCUGAAACGGCAUAAGAGAAUACACACGGGAGAGAAGCCUUACCACUGCUCCCAAUGUGGACAGUGUUUCAACCAGUCGGGGAAGCUGAAACAACACGAGAGAAUACACACGGGAGAGAAGCCUUAUCACUGCUCCCAAUGUGGAAAGUGUUUCAACCAGUCGGGGGAGCUGAAACGGCAUGAGAGAAUACACACGGGAGAGAAGCCUUACCACUGCUCCCAAUGUGGAAAGUGUUUCAACCAGUCGGGGCAGCUGAAACAACACGAGAGAAUACACACGGGAGAGAAGCCUUACCACUGCUCCCAAUGUGGAAAGUGUUUCAUCCAUUCGGGGGACCUGAAACGGCAUGAGAGAAUACACAAGGGAGAGAAGCCUUACCACUGCUCCCAAUGUGGGAAGUGUUUCAACCAGUCGGGGCAGCUGAAACAACACGAGAGAAUACACACGGGAGAGAAGCCUUACCACUGCUCCCAGUGUGGAAAGUGUUUCAACCAGUCGGGGGAGCUGAAACGGCAUGAGAGAAUACACACAGGGCAGAAGCCUUACCACUCCUCCCAGGGUGCAAACCAUUUGCCCAUUUAGGAAGCCUGAAAGAACACAUUAGACUGCACACAGAGGAGAAGGCUUAGAAAAGCUCAGACUGUGGGAAAACGUAUUACUCAUAACAGUCAUUAAAACAUCAUUAGAGAAUCCACACAGGAGAGAGAAAUUACUUCUCUUAGCGUGUAUGUUGAUAUUUCACAUCACAUUGACUUAAAAUUCAUCAGAGAACAUACACAGUGCUCCCGUUGUCUUAUAUUGUUGACUGACAAUGUGUUUACCUGUCUUUACCAGAUGAAAUUAAAUGGUACAGGGUAUACUCAAA
Oncorhynchus kisutch (coho salmon) is the source of this 2340-nucleotide messenger RNA. Its product is annotated as gastrula zinc finger protein XlCGF17.1-like. The transcript is spliced from 2 exons. Gene Ontology annotation, cellular component: transcription regulator complex; chromatin; PcG protein complex. Gene Ontology annotation, biological process: regulation of transcription by RNA polymerase II. The coding region runs from base 147 to 2057 and encodes 636 amino acids. NCBI's taxonomy places the organism in Eukaryota, Metazoa, Chordata, Actinopteri, Salmoniformes, Salmonidae. Gene Ontology annotation, molecular function: DNA-binding transcription factor activity, RNA polymerase II-specific; RNA polymerase II cis-regulatory region sequence-specific DNA binding. The record is from RefSeq and is a predicted model, not a curated record.